This is a messenger RNA of Tarenaya hassleriana, 495 nucleotides long. RefSeq lists its product as uncharacterized. Lineage: Eukaryota; Viridiplantae; Streptophyta; Magnoliopsida; Brassicales; Cleomaceae. The record is from RefSeq and is a predicted model, not a curated record. Bases 1 to 495 code for a protein of 164 amino acids. The transcript has a single exon.
AUGGUCUCACAACUCACUCUCUUAUUCCGCGACAAGCUGCAAACCACCGAAGAAAACGAAACGCAGAACACUGUAACAGCAGAGAAAAGAUCCAAGAAGAAGAAGGCGGAUUCUUCUGAAACAGCGAAGAGCGGAUCAGAUUCUUCUGAAACCGAUAACGUUUUCGGCUACUUUUUUUCGUCGCCCAUAUCGUCGUCUUCGUUCAAGAUGCCGCUUCGUUACCCGGACUACAGGAGAGAAGACUAUGAAAACAUGUCGGAAGAAGAGCUCGAUCGGCUUCUCGACGUGUACGGUCUGCCUGUUCUCGGUGACUUGUCGCACAAGAAAGCUUUCGCAAUCGGUGCUUUCUUGUGGGAGAAGGAUAUCGUCUACGAGCAGGAAGAGUCUUCUCCUCCUCCUCCAGAUGAUUGUUUCAUAAACCCUAAUUCAGUGAAAUCUAGACUGGGAUUGACGGAGGCUUUGAGAGAGAUGGUUCGGCUCAUGUUUCGUGUGUAG